Messenger RNA from Coturnix japonica (Japanese quail), 1379 nucleotides. It is a transcript of the gene LECT2, whose product is annotated as leukocyte cell derived chemotaxin 2. The record is from RefSeq and is a predicted model, not a curated record. Lineage: Eukaryota; Metazoa; Chordata; Aves; Galliformes; Phasianidae.
UUGUAACACUUGGCUCAGGACUGAUUAGCCAAUACAACAGACUCACACUUUGGAAAACACAUAAAUACAACAGAGAGCUACCGUAGGAUGUCUUUGACUCACUCAAAGGCACGAGAUGCCAGCCCUCAGCCUGAUCGCCCUGCUCAGCCUGGUAUCCACUGGUUUUACCAGUCAGUGGGAGGUGCACCCUCCCCAGCAGCAGGGCAGGCACUGGGCACAGAUAUGCAGCGGGAACCCUUUCAAUAGAAUCCGGGGCUGUGACAGAUACGGCUGUGGCAGUUACGGAGCUGACAGACAGGGUAAAGGAGAAAAGCACAAAGGCGUGGAUGUCAUCUGCUCUGAUGGAUCAGCAGUGUUCGCUCCCUUCAGUGGCCAGCUCUCCGGACCCAUUCGAUUCUUUCAUAAUGGAAAUGCUAUUGAUGAUGGAGUCCAAAUCAGUGGGUCAGGUUACUGUGUAAAACUAGUCUGCAUUCAUCCCAUCAGAUACCAUGGCCAAAUCCAGAGAGGGCAACAACUUGGAAGAAUGCUGCCAAUGCAAAAAGUGUUUCCUGGCAUUGUGUCUCACAUUCACGUUGAGAACUGCGAUCAGUCUGAUCCUACUCAACUCCUCAGACCUGAUGUUUCACCACCAUUCCCACAGCAAGAUACUCACUGGGCUACAGUAUGCGCUGGGAAUCCUACAAAUGAGAUAAGAGGCUGUGAUAAAUACGGCUGUGGAUACUUUGGAGCUCCGAGACGCAAUGGUAAAGGAGAGAAGCACAAGGGUGUGGAUGUCAUCUGUGCUGAUGGUGCAACUGUGUAUGCUCCCUUUUCUGGUGAGCUGUCUGGACCCGUUAAAUUCUUUCAUAAUGGAAACGCCAUUGACGAUGGAGUCCAAAUCAGGGGAUCAGGUUUCUGCGUAAAACUGCUGUGCAUCCAUCCCACCAGAUACCAUGGUAGGAUUUCUAAGGGACAAGUCCUUGGCAGAAUGCUGCCAAUGCAAAGAGUAUUUCCUGGGAUCACUUCUCAUAUUCAUGUUGAGAACUGCGAUCACUCAGAUCCUACUAGCAAUCUUGAAAGGGGGAAAGGGAGAGAAAGUGAAAUGGAAGUGUAAUAAGUUCUGAAUAAAUACAUCUCAGCAUUCAAGUGCUGUUUUUGUUCUCACAUGGAUGGUCUGUGUCAAUGAAAGAAGGAAAAAUGUAUUUCAUAAAUAGAAUAAAGCGUACACAGCAGGCACAACAAUAGAUUGCUGAUGCAGUACUUUGGGCCUUACUUAAUAUUGUGAGGCCCCAGCAGCAACAUCCCUGCCAGGUACCAGUGAGGUACUGAUUUCUAAGUAUUAGUAGUUGUGAAUAUUGCAUCUUAGGCUAGUUUAUGAGCUUUACUGCAUUUCGGAAAAC